AUCUAGUGUCCAGUGCAUCUGGACACUACCACUACACUGGGUUUAUUUAGGGUUCUUCCUCGCGAUGGAAGGCGAUGGCGCAUUGCGAGCGAUCAUCUACAAUCGGGGCAGCUUGCGCCUUCUUGACCAGAGGGAGCUCCCUUUCAAGAUUGUGUACCUCGAUGUGAACGAUUCGGGCACUGGAUGGAAAGCAAUCAAAGAUAUGGUUGUUCGUGGAGCUCCUGCGAUUGCCAUUGCCGCAGCGUUGUCUUUGGCUGUGGAGGUCCACAAUCUUCGCCCUGGCGAGGUCACGACUCCGCAAGACGCUCACCUCCUUUUGCGGAAGCGUCUCGACUAUUUGGUUUCGAGCCGACCAACAGCCGUCAAUCUCGCGGAUGCCGCAGAGAAACUUAAGAGAGUGGCUUCAGUGGCAGCUAGUACCGAUAAUGCUAGCGCACAGGAUGUGUUCCAGGCAUACAUUGAAGCCGCGGAGGCUUUUCUCGAAGAAGACGUCUCUUCCAACAAAGCGAUUGGGGACUACGGCUCGGCGUUUCUUCUCAAUGGAGCUGACGAGUCUCGCAAGCUGGCUGUUCUAACGCAUUGCAAUACUGGGAGUCUUGCUACUGCCGGGUAUGGGACAGCUCUGGGAGUCAUUAGAGCUUUACACUCGCAGAACCGCUUGCAUACGGCAUUUUGUACAGAAACAAGGCCGUACAACCAGGGAUCGCGAUUGACAGCCUUUGAGCUGGUGCACGACAAUAUCCCCGCCGUGCUCGUUGCAGACUCUGCAGCAGCGUCGCUUCAAUCUUCCGGGCGUGUGGAUGCUGUCAUAGUUGGCGCUGAUAGAGUUGCGGCGAAUGGUGAUACCGCAAAUAAGAUUGGAACGUACAGUCUGGCCGUGUCUGCCUCGCGCCACGGGAUACCGUUUCUCGUAGCAGCGCCAUUGACUUCGGUGGAUUUGUCUAUCUCGUCCGGCGACCAGAUUUCUAUCGAGGAGAGGUCAGCUUUGGAACUGACUCAUACUCAGGGUGGACAAGGACAUCGAGUUGCUGCCGAGGGAAUAUCGGUGUGGAAUCCGGCGUUUGAUGUAACACCAGCAGCCUUGAUCUCGGCCAUCAUAACUGAUAAGGGUGUCAUUACGAAAGCUGAUGAAUCCGGCACCUUUGACAUUCCUGCAUUUGUGAAGAGCUUAGCAACAACCGCUCCCGGAAAAGCCACCACUUUUCGUCCCCUGAGCGAGAACACUGUGGCAGAUUACGUGCAAAGUGUUUCGCACCUUGCGAAGCGACUUGGGGGUAGUAAACAAGACUGGGCGGUUAAAGAAGUUGGAGAUGGCAAUCUCAACUUUGUCUACAUUGUUACGGGUGCAAGCGGCUCUUUCGUCUUAAAACAGGCCCUUCCUUAUGUACGAUGUGUUGGCGAUAGCUGGCCAUUGUCACUGGAGCGUGCUUAUUUUGAAGUUACGGCUUUGCAAGAGCACGGAAAGCACUGCCCAGAACACGUCCCGGAAGUGUAUCACUUCGACCACCCGAUGGCAUUGUUUGCAAUGCGCUAUCUAGCGCCGCCGCAUAUCAUUUUGCGGAAAGGACUAAUCGCUGGAACGAAGUAUCCCUUACUGGCGGAACACAUGUCGGACUACAUGGCCAGGACGUUGUUCAACACUUCGCUUCUGGCAACUUCUACAACUGAACACAAGGCGGCAGUCGCCAAGUUCUGUGGGAACGUCGAGCUUUGCAGAUUGACAGAACAGGUGGUCUUCACGGAGCCGUAUAUGAUCGCGUCAAACAAUCACUGGACAACACCUCAGCUAGAUGAGGACGCUAAGUCCAUCCGCGAAGAUGAUUAUUUAAAGCUCGAGAUUGCCUCGCUGAAGUCCAAGUUUUGUGAAAAGUCACAAGCAUUGAUUCAUGGAGACUUACACACGGGAUCAGUGAUGGUCACUCAGGAGUCGACACAAGUGAUUGAUCCAGAGUUCGCAUUCUACGGGCCAAUGGGGUUUGACAUUGGAGCCUUUCUCGGGAACCUUGCUCUUGCGUACUUUUCACAAGACGGUCAUACGUCUGACAACAGCAAUAGAGAUGAAUACAAAGAAUGGAUAUUGAAAGUUCUACAGGAUACCUGGAAUUUAUUCAAAGAGAAGUUCCUUCUCUUGUGGACAGACAAAUCCCAGAGGAUGGGCGACGCAUAUCCGGCGGGCGUUUACACGUCGCUUGAGACUCAUAAACUGGCCCAGAAGAUUUAUCUCAGGGACUUGUUCGAAGAUACGCUGGGUUUUGCCGGGGCAAAGAUGAUAAGGAGAAUCGUGGGCAUUGCACACGUGGAAGAUUUCGAAUCGAUCGAAAACCCAGAGUUGCGGUCACAAUGUGAAAGACGCGCGUUAAAUUUUGCCAAGGACUUGCUCAAGACGAGGUCCAAGCUCGCGUCAAUUGAGGAAGUAAUUCAGCUUAUCAGAAAAGUGUGAGAUAACAAUCAUACAAUCAAACUCCCAACGUACUCAGCUUUCCUGAAAAUAAGCCGAAAAUCGAAAUAAGAAACAGUUGAGAACUUCAAGCGUGGUGAUUCA
Messenger RNA from Selaginella moellendorffii, 2542 nucleotides. RefSeq names its product methylthioribose kinase. Gene Ontology annotation, molecular function: S-methyl-5-thioribose kinase activity. Lineage: Eukaryota; Viridiplantae; Streptophyta; Lycopodiopsida; Selaginellales; Selaginellaceae. The record is from RefSeq and is a predicted model, not a curated record. The transcript has 14 exons. Bases 65 to 2440 code for a protein of 791 amino acids.